Aspergillus ruber CBS 135680 is the source of this 804-nucleotide messenger RNA. RefSeq lists its product as uncharacterized. Gene Ontology annotation, cellular component: endoplasmic reticulum. The record is from RefSeq and is a predicted model, not a curated record. Gene Ontology annotation, molecular function: L-ascorbic acid binding; procollagen-proline 4-dioxygenase activity; iron ion binding. Gene Ontology annotation, biological process: peptidyl-proline hydroxylation to 4-hydroxy-L-proline. NCBI's taxonomy places the organism in Eukaryota, Fungi, Ascomycota, Eurotiomycetes, Eurotiales, Aspergillaceae. The transcript is spliced from 2 exons. Bases 1 to 804 code for a protein of 267 amino acids.
AUGCCCCCCAAAUCCAAAUCCAAAAAAGACCCCCAGCCCAAUCCCAAAUCCACCGCCAACAGCAACGGCAACAACAAUACUAGCAAUGGCAACAAUACCAUCAACUGGCCUCCCCUCCGUUCCCUCGUCCCCGCUGCAGACCUAUCCCUAAUCCCCCUCCUCCACGACCAAAUUUACCUAAUCCCCAAUUACUUCACAGCCAACCUGUGCAAAACCUACGUCUCUUUCCUAGCAUCCCUCCCGCUGAUUACAACCCCCGGCAAGCCAAAAAAAGACGAAGCAGUCCGCGUGAACGACCGCUUCCAGAUCCAAGAUGACGUUUUUGCGGAGAUGUUGUGGAGUUCUACGGCGUUACGGGAGUUGGUGUUGACGGGGAGGAUGGAGGAUGAUGAUUAUUAUCAGGAUGAGGGGGAGAAGAGGAGGAGUGUGAAGGAGAUGUGGGGUGGGGAGCCGUUGGGGUUGAAUUCGAAUAUCAGGGUUUAUCGGUAUAAGACGGGGCAGUUUUUCGCGCAGCAUUAUGACGAUGCGAAUACCGUUAGAUUUACAAAUAAACAGACCGCUCCCGUUCAGGCUCGCACAACAUGGACUCUCCUCAUCUAUCUAUCUAACUGCGCUGGUGGAGAGACAGUCUUCUAUCCCGAGCCAACUCGCUGGAAUCGCAAUCCGGAACCCAUCUCAGUUGCUCCGGGAAUAGGAAUGGCUUUGCUGCAUCGGCAUGGGGACCGGUGCAUGUUGCAUGAGGGCAAAGAGGUUCUCAAUGGGGAGAAAUGGGUAUUGAGAAGUGAUCUCGUGGUUGAGAAGUAG